Molecule: messenger RNA, 1802 nt
Organism: Salarias fasciatus (jewelled blenny)
Lineage: Eukaryota; Metazoa; Chordata; Actinopteri; Blenniiformes; Blenniidae
Gene: lrrc3b
Product: leucine rich repeat containing 3B
Exons: 3
Coding region: 401-1183 (260 amino acids)
Cellular component (GO): plasma membrane
Molecular function (GO): protein binding
Source: RefSeq, a predicted model, not a curated record
CGGGGAGGCGCACCGCCGGCGGAGGUGCAGCGGACAGCGGCUCGUCCAGCAGCGGGCAGCCGGCCCGGGCGCUCCGGUGAGCGGGGAACUCCUCCGGCGGGGAGCCGCGCGGAGCGGAGCGGCUGCAUGCAGAAACUUGCCUGAGUUUCUCUCUGGAGGUGACCCAGUGUUUCCCCUGGAGCUGCCGUCAGGCCCCGUGGUACCUGGCGAACGCAGACCAGACGCGUGGGAUGGUUUAUUGGCUCAGCUGGAUGGUCGCCACGCAGCAUGAUCACGCCCGUUCAGGCUCCGUCACCUCCAGUGGGCAGAUCGCGAGGCCCGGUUCCCACCAUGCGAUGCGUGUAGCGGCCCGUCGGCGGAGUUGCGGCCCCAGGCGGGAUGCUGUGGACGGCCAGUCGGAAUGACUCUGCUGGACUUGUGGCUGUCGCGCUCCAUCCCCAUGUGCCUGCUGCUGCAGAGCCUUGUCCUCAUGGCCCUGUGCUUCCCCUCGGCCAGCAUGUGUCCGAAGGGCUGCAUCUGCCUCCGCGACCCCCACCUGCACGGCCUCAACGUCUCCUGCAGUCAGUCCCGCCUCAAAGAGAUCCCCCCCAGCCUGCCGGUGGACACGGUCCUGCUGCGGCUGGACCACAACCAGAUCGGCGCCGUGCCGGACCUGGCCUUCCACGGACUGCGGCUCCUGAGGGAGCUCAACCUGUCCUACAACGCGGUGGAAACUUUAGGGGAAGGCGCCUUCAGCGGCAUCGAAGGGACCCUGCAGGUGCUGGAUCUGUCCCACAACCGCAUCACCAGCGUGCACCGGGACGCCUUCGCCCGGCUGAAGGCCCGCGUCAUCGUGGACGACAACCCCUGGCACUGCGACUGCGCCCUGCAGCAGGCCAUCGGCGGCAUGGCGCACAACCACGAGGCCGCCACGCGCGUCCUGUGCCGGAGCUCGGAGCUGCUGGACCAGGAGGGGCGGCCCUUCCUGGCCGUGGACACCGACCUCUGUAACCUGACCAAAAGGACCACAGACUACGCCAUGCUGGUCACCAUGUUCGGCUGGUUCGCGAUGGUCAUUUCCUACGUGGUGUAUUACGUGCGCCAGAACCAGGAGGACGCGCGGCGCCACCUGGAGUACCUCAAGUCCCUCCCCAGCAAGCCCAAGAAGCCCGACGAGGCCGACGACAUAAGCACAGUGGUCUGACGGUCCCGAGCCGACGGGACCCUUCUCGUGUUUACUGUCUCAAACUUUGGGUGUUGUGAGCAUCAGAGUCUUUGUAUUUUGAACAUUUUCUGUCCAAUGUGGUAGCAGGGUUUGUUCACGACUCACCAGAUAAGAGAGGAGAAAACAAGGCCACUUCGACAUUCUUUUUUAUGAGAAAGUACUGAAGCAGUUUUGAAAAUUUUGAUCUCAGGUUUAAUUAUUAUCUUAUUAUUGGAUUUUUUUAGAUGAAAAUUUGGAAUAUUUGAAAGAGAAAUUAUAUUACAGCUAUUUUUAAGAAUUAAUCUAUUUCCCAAAGCUCUUAUUUUAGAAUCUCAAAUCUCACAAAGAGGAAUAUAUAGUGUACUCAAAUUUGUAAACAGUUAAAUCAAAUGAUUUGCGUUUUACAUGACCCGAUAUAAUCCAAAUUUAAAGCCCAGAAUCUACAUUUACUACUGACGUUUUUUAAUCUGUGGCAUGCUAACAGAGAUUAUGUAAUCCACACAGGGUGUCGUACUGCACAUAUCUCACAUUAAUUAAUCACACGUCUGCUUGUCUUUUUGGCGGUGAGCUGCCCUGUACGGACUCUGGUCCGUUUUGGAUAAAUCAUUUGUUUUUUAAG